This is a messenger RNA of Saccoglossus kowalevskii, 670 nucleotides long. RefSeq lists its product as uncharacterized. The record is from RefSeq and is a predicted model, not a curated record. Lineage: Eukaryota; Metazoa; Hemichordata; Enteropneusta; Harrimaniidae.
GUGUUCUAACUUCACUAGUAUUACGCCCCGACGGCAAAACUGUGUUAAAUAUGGAAACUCUUCGCCAGUUACUGAUGUUAACGUUGUGUUAUCUUGCACUCACUAUCACAGAGGUAAGAAGCGAAUAUUGCUACGGUUAUUACGAUUUCGAGGGUGAUUUUACAGAAGGUUUCACCUGUCCCAAAUGGUUUGACUCCAGUUCUGAGACAUACUGCUGUGGUUCAAGUACCUACAAAUACUGUUGUGGUUACGAUGACUGGUUGUCUUAUGGAUUAAGUGCACCCACUGGUCUCGGGACAGCUGCAAUCUUUGGAAUUGUUAUUACUGUACUUAUCAUUGUUGGAACCAUUGCUGGUAUAGCCGCAUGUGUGUGUUGUUGUAUCAAAGCAGGAAGUAACAAAAGUACACGAACCCACGUAAUUCAUACCCAAUUUAAUCCACCACCAGAUGGCGCGCUAUGGACUGUACAAUCACCGCCAGCGUAUGGACUACAACCACCGUACGCUAAGCUGCCACCGACAUACGACCCAGUAGCGCAGGUAUAUGGCAAAUAAGUACAUCCGUAAGGAACUGUUGUUGGACAAAUACUGAACCAAAACAACAAGCACAUUUAACCAAGAAGAGUGCAUUAUAAUUAUAACACGAUUUAAAGACUACAUUACACAGACAA